Mustela lutreola (European mink) is the source of this 3454-nucleotide messenger RNA. RefSeq names its product glycerophosphodiester phosphodiesterase domain containing 5 (gene GDPD5). Gene Ontology annotation, biological process: lipid metabolic process; positive regulation of neuron differentiation. Gene Ontology annotation, molecular function: glycerophosphodiester phosphodiesterase activity. Lineage: Eukaryota; Metazoa; Chordata; Mammalia; Carnivora; Mustelidae. Gene Ontology annotation, cellular component: plasma membrane. The record is from RefSeq and is a predicted model, not a curated record. The coding region runs from base 769 to 2601 and encodes 610 amino acids. The transcript is spliced from 19 exons.
ACUUUGUGGCCGGGACGCCCUGAGCCCCCGACCCGAUUCAAGUGCACCUGGGCGGGACGCUCCUGGCCCACCAUACGGGUCCACGGUUGCGGGCUCGUUCCCAGCCUUUCUAUAGUGUGUGUCGGAGCCCUCCGCCCGACACUCGGGUUAAGGCAGGUGCCCAGCAGCCCCCCGGCUGAGUGCAAAGGGGCCCAGAAGUCCCCAGCGUCGGGCUCCCGAGACCUGAACCUUCAGCUGCCUUCGCCCCGGUGCUUCGGACUUGGGACUGUUUGAACGCCCAGGAAGCCCCGGCCCGGCUCCAGAGCCCCGUGAGGAGUUCCAGGCGGGCUGGGCAGUCGGACUGAGCCAGACCGAGCUGGUGCUGCGAGCCGAAGCUGCCACCUUUUCUGCCGCCUCGGACGAGGGGCUCAGCGCUUGCCCGGAAGAGGGGAGCACCGGGCUACCCCCUGGCGCGGCGCCGGCGAGAGCCGAGAGCUGCAGGUGAGAGAGUCCCGGAUGCCGGCUGUCCCAGGGAAGUGACAUCACCGCCUCUGUGGACAGGACAUCCUAAGGAGCCCCGGUCACAACCACUGAUACCUUCUUCAAGCUUGAAAGUGGUAACAGCCUAGAGGUCUCACAGCCGAUGAAUGGGUAAAAUGGUCUGUCCGUUCAACUGAGUGUCCUGCAGCCCCUGAGGAGGAAGGCAGCACUGACUCCCGCUACGACAGGGAGCCGCCAGGGGCCUCCAUGGGCGCCUGAGGGCCGGGCGCCGGGGCGGCAGGCAAGAGCAUGGUGAGACACCAGCCGCUCCAGUACUAUGAGCCCCAGCUGUGCCUCUCCUGCCUCACGGGCAUCUACGGCUGCCGCUGGAAGCGCUACCAGCGGUCCCACGAUGACACCACGCCGUGGGAGCGCCUCUGGUUCCUGCUUCUCACCUUCACCUUUGGCCUCACACUCACCUGGCUGUACUUCUGGUGGGAGGCCCACAACGACUACGAUGAAUUCAACUGGUACCUCUACAACCGCAUGGGCUACUGGAGCGACUGGUCGGUGCCCAUCCUCGUGACCACCGCUGCCGCCUUCACCUACAUCGCGGGCCUCCUGGUCCUGGCACUAUGUCACAUCGCUGUGGGGCAGCAGAUGAACCUCCAUUGGCUGCACAAGAUAGGGCUGGUGGUCAUCCUGGUGUCCACAGUGGUAGCCAUGUCAGCCGUGGCCCAGCUGUGGGAGGACGAAUGGGAGGUGCUGCUCAUCUCCCUGCAGGGCACAGCACCAUUCCUGCACAUCGGGGCCCUGGCCGCCAUCACUGCACUCUCCUGGAUUGUGGCAGGACAGUUCGCCCGGGCAGAACGGACCUCCUCCCAGAUGGCCAUUCUCUGUACCUUCUUCGCCAUUGUGUUUGCCUUGUACCUGGCACCUCUCACCAUCUCCUCUCCCUGCAUCAUGGAGAAAAAGGACCUGGGCCCCAAGCCUGCCCUCAUCGGCCACCGCGGCGCCCCCAUGCUGGCCCCAGAGCACACGCUGAUGUCCUUCCGGAAGGCCCUGGAGCAGAAGCUGUAUGGGUUACAGGCUGAUGUCACCAUCAGCCUGGACGGCGUGCCCUUCCUCAUGCACGACAACACCCUACGUCGAACCACCAACGUGGAGCAGGAGUUCCCAGAGCUCGCCCGCAGACCCGCCUCCAUGCUCAACUGGACCAUCCUGCAGAGGCUCAAUGCUGGCCAGUGGUUCCUGAAGACGGACCCCUUCUGGACGGCCAGCUCCCUCUCGCCCUCCGACCACAGGGAGGCACAGAACCAGUCCAUCUGCAGCUUGGCAGAGCUCCUGGAGCUGGCCAAGGGCAACGCCACCCUGCUGCUCAACCUGCGAGAACCACCUCGUGAACACCCCUACCGCAGCAGCUUCCUCAAUGCCACGCUGGACGCCCUGCUGCACUCUGGCUUCCCCCAGCACCAGGUCAUGUGGCUGCCCAACUGGCAGAGGCCCUUCGUGCGGAAGGUGGCUCCUGGUUUCCAGCAGACUUCAGGCUCCAAGGAGGCAGCCGCCAGCCUGCGGAGAGGCCACAUCCAGAGGCUGAACCUGCGCUACACUCAGGUGUCCCGCCAGGAGCUCAGGGACUAUGCGUCCUGGAACCUGAGUGUGAACCUCUACACGGUCAACGCGCCCUGGCUCUUCUCCCUGCUGUGGUGCGCGGGGGUCCCCUCCGUCACGUCCGACAACUCCCACACCCUGUCCCAGGUGCCUUCCCCGCUCUGGAUCAUGCCCCCUGAUGAGUACUGUCUCAUGUGGGUGACCGCGGACCUGAUCUCCUUCACGCUCAUCAUCGGCAUCUUCGUGCUCCAGAACUAUCACUUGAUCAGGUGGCGCCUGGGCGGCAUACGGAGCUACAACCCUGAGCAGAUCAUGCUGAGUGCUGCAGUACGUCGGACCAGCCGGGACGUCAGCAUCAUGAAGGAGAAGCUCAUCUUCUCAGAGAUCAGCGACGGCAUGGAGGUCUCCGAUGAGCUCUCUGGAUGCUCAGACCACAGUUACGACACGUACACCACCAGUGCUUCCACCCCUGCGGAUCACCGAAGGAGUGGCAGCCGCACCAAGACUCUCACGGACCGGAAUGGGCGUUAGCUGAAACCUUGUCUGUCUCAGCCUGAACCUAACAUGGAGAUCAGGGAACCCAUAAGAGCUGGCAGAAGCAUGUCUGCAUGGGGAGUGCACUGGGAGCUGGCUCCACCGCCUCCUCGUUGGCUCCAGCCCUCUGUCAGCCAUGGCCUCCCCUGGAGGGGGCUCUCCUCUCUCCUGAGGCCCGCUUGGGUCAGAACUCCAACCUUGCAGAUGUCCCUGCAGGCCUGGGGCUCCUUCUGGAAAGUUUGGGGCCUGGGGCCUGGCCCUCCCCUGGAGGCCUUCCCUUAUAUCCUGAUCUGGAAGGUUGCUGAGUCACUGGACUAUGCCCUGGCCCCUGUGGCAGCUGAGAAUUUGGAUGUCCACAUGUCUAUGCUCAGAGGCAACUGACUUCUGCAUGUCUCCUGCCUUGAGGGCCUGGGCUAGGCCUCUGCCCCCAGCAGCUCAGUUCUUCAUGUCGGUCUCAAAAGCACAAGGAUUUUCAGCCCAGGAGGAGAGCCUGCUGCAGUGGUGGAGACACUCCUCCCCAACCAGCCUCAUACCACGACUGGCCCUGCCCUGGGAGAAGGACCGAGCCAAGUCCCCAGGAGCAGCUAGAAAUGGCCAGAAGGGUAGGCUUAAGGCUACUUUUACAAACCCUGACCUAAGUUUCCAGCAGGUCUCUAAGGCAGACAGGCACAGAGACCCAAGAGAUCCACAGACUGACACAACCUCAGGUUUCCGCAUCAGUGGCCACAGGGCAGUGGUACUUGGGAAGAGCGUUCUAGGCAUGGCCAACAGUGGGCAUGUGCCCAAGGAGGUCUACAGUGGAGCGAGCCUGAGGGCCUCGGCCAAUAUGAUUAAAGCUGCCAUCUUAACA